Messenger RNA from Eimeria maxima, 5061 nucleotides. RefSeq lists its product as hypothetical. The transcript has a single exon. The record is from RefSeq and is a predicted model, not a curated record. The coding region runs from base 1 to 5061 and encodes 1686 amino acids. Lineage: Eukaryota; Apicomplexa; Conoidasida; Eucoccidiorida; Eimeriidae.
AUGGCGACUUCUAAGAAACGUGUAUGCAGGCGGUGGCCCUUUGUACCUCAAGAUCGUUUCCCUUCCUUCCUUCGCAUUGCCCCCUCUAUCCGUCGUCUUGUGCUGCAGCAGCAGCAGCAAUGGCGGCAGCAGCUGCUGCAUGCAAGGGAGCUCCGUAUACAGACCACGCAGGCAUUCUCUUCUACGCAUCUUAACACCAUCAGCAACAGCAGCAACAGCAGCAGCAGCAGUAGCAGUAGCAGCAGCAACAGCAGCAGCAAUCAUAAUUCUGCUGCAUGCACACCACUACAACGCGCUAGUCCGUCACCAAGGGCUGCAUGCAAACUGCAGCAACAGCAGCAGCAGCAGCAGCAGCAGCAGCAAGAUGCUAUUUCUCGUGAGGUUACUGUAACAGAUGAUGGUACAGAUUCCGAUGUACCCACAGCAGCAGCAGCAGCAGCGGCAGCAGCAGCAACUGCUGCUGCUGCUGCUGCAGAUGAAGAAACAGCAGCAGCAGCAGCAACAGAUGACAAGAGAGAUGUAACAGAAGGUGACGAGGGUGAGCAUGCAUCUGCAGCUAGUGCAGCAGGACCAGCUGCUGCUGCUGCUGCAGCACGAGCAGCAGCAGGAGCAGGAGGAGGAGGAGGAGGAGGAGGGUUCGUGCUGCAGUCGGAGACAGAGAGACUGGUAAGAUGUUGGUGGCUAAAGAGACACCUAGCAGCAAAGCUGCAGCAGCGGCAGCAGCUGCUGUCGCUGCUAGGGGAGGUGCAGCAGCAGCGGUACUUGCUGCUUGCUGCUGCUGCUGAGGAAUUAAGGGAAGCAGAUAAAGAAGAGGAGCAGCAAGAGCUGCAGGCAUAUAGGCAGCAGCAGCAGCAGCUGCUGCAGCAGAUGCAUCAAGACAUGCUGCAGCGCAGGAAACAGCAAAGAGAAGAAAGAGAGAGACAGCAGCAGCAGCAGCAGGAAGCAGCGCAGCGGAGACAAAGAGACAACAAGAGACGUAAGGCAGGAGACACUGAUGAGGCAGCAACAGCAGCAACAGCAGCAACACCAGCAGGAGGAACAGCAGCAGCAGCAGCUGCAACACCAACAACAGGAGCAGCAACAGGAGCAGCAGCAACAGCAUCUGCUGCUGCUGCUGCUGCAGCACCGCAGCCGCAAGGCGCUUCGCCGCAACAGCAAAGCAGCAGCAGCAGAGCUGCUGCUGCUUCCGAUGCAGCAGCAACAGCAGCAGCAGCAGCAGCAGCAGCAAAUGUGGAUAGGAAGACAGAAUCUAGCUCUCCUGCCUUACAACCUCUUGGAUCCGAGGAGCAGCAGCAGGAGCAACAGCAGCAGCAGCAGAAGCAGCAGCAGCAACAGCAGCAGCAGCAACACCAAUCAGCAACAAUAGAUGACGCAGAUAAUUACUUGCUGCCUUGGGGUGGUGCAGCAACAGCAGGAGAUGCAGCAGCCUUGCUGCAGCAGCAGCAGCAGCAACAUCAGCAGCAGCAGCAGCAGCUCCUUCUGCUGCAGCAGCAGCAAGAACAGCUGCUAGCUAAGGCGCAGCUAACAACACGCAGCAGCAGCAGGAGAGGCCUAAGGCAUCGGGGAGCAAGAGGUACUAUGCUUGGUGUUGCUGCUGCUGCUGCAGCAGCAGCAGCAGCAGCACCUGCAACAGGAGUUGGGGGCUUUUCUCAGCUGCAAGCAGAUGCAGCAGCAGCAGCUGCUGCAGCUGCUGCUGCUGCGUCUGAGGCCUCCGAUGCCGCAGCUAACAGCAGCAGCAGCAGCAGCAGCAGCUCGGGUCUCCGCCCUAGUACGCGGUUAACGAGAUCUGCUUCUCGGUUUGCUGCUCGUGUCCCUAGGAAGGGUUUGCUGCCUGCUGCUGCUGCUGCAGCAGCAGCAGCAGCAGCAGGUGGUCCUGUGGGUCUGUCCCCGCUGCUGCAGAGCUCUGCAGCAGCAGCUGCAGCAGCAGCUGCUGCAGCAACAACUCCAGCAGACCAUUCGAGACAGCAGCAGCAGCAGCAGCAGCAGCAGCAGAUCUUGCUGCCAGCAGGCCUCACUGCUUCUCAUUUAGCUGCAUUUAAUGCCAGUGCUGCUGCUCUUAAGCAGAAUGCUGUCCCCUCAGCAGCAGCAGCAGCAGCAGCAGCGGUAGCAGCAGCAGCAACCCAGCAGCAGCAGCAAGCAACAAAGGCAGCGCUGCAGCAGCUCGGUUUAACACCUAAUCAUAGAAACAACGCAGCAGCAGCAGCAGCAGCAGCAACACAAGCAGCAGCAGAUAAUCCACAGCUACAAGGACCUAUAUCAUUAGCUGCUGCUGCUGCUGCUGCACCUACAGCAGCAACAGCAGCAGGCCCUCUGUUGCUCUCAGGGGGGAACACAGCAUCCUGGAGUGGUGGGGGUUCAGCUGCUGGCAGCAGCAGCAGCAACAACAGCAGCAGCAGCAGCAGCAGUAGCUCUAUUACACCGCCUGGGACGGCAAAUAGUACAGCAGCAGCAACCGCAGCAGCAGCAGCAGCUGCUGCUGCUGCUGCUGCUCGUAGCCCAUUGAUGCAGACAAAACAGCUGCUUCUUGGGCUUCCUUUGUGGGGCCGCACAGGCGUUGGUGCAGCAGCAGGAAGUGUACAGACAGCUGCUGGAAGCAGCAACAGCAGCAGCAGCAGCAGCAGCAACUCGUCGUCAGCCCCGGAAGGAACCAAAUCUGAACAGCAACUGCAGCCGCCAGCAGCAGCAGCAGCAGGGUUACUUGCUGCUGCUGCUGCUGCAGCAGCACCCGGAGCGGUUCAUUCUCCUGGCGGUGGCAGCAGCAGCAGCAGUAGCAGCAGCAGCAGCAGUAGCAGCAGCAGCAGCAACAACAACAAUGGCUCCGCAGCCCAGCAGCAGCAGGCUCCCUCUCCAUCAAGGCCCCCUGCUUACGCACCACUGCAGCAGCAGCUGCUGCAGCACCAGCUUCAGCAGCAGCUGCUGCAGCAGCACAUCCAAAAUCAGCAGCAGCAAUCCAAGACACAGGGAGUUAAUCAGCAGCUGCAGCAGCAGCAGCUCCUCUUGCAGCAGCGUCAUCAGCAGCUGCAGCAGCAAGCAUCGCAGCAGCAGCAGCUGAUGCUGCUGCAGCAGCGCGCUGCUUCCCUGCAGGCUGCGACGGUUCAAGGGCAGCAACAGCAGCAACAGCAACAGCAGCAGCAGCAGCAGCAGCAUCAGCAGCAGAGUCAACUACCUGCAGGAAUCCAGCAGCUCUUGAGUCAGCCAUCGCAACAGUACACGCCGCAGCAGCUGCAGCUGCUGCAGCAGAUACAGCAGCAGGCGCAGCAGCAGCAGGCGCAGCAGGCCCAGCAGCAGCAGCAGCAGCAGCAGCAGCAGCAAGGAGGCUCUCUACCUGCAGGCAUUAGUGCUGCAUCGGUGCAGCAGCUGCUGCAGGCACGGCAGCAGCAGCUGCUGCAGCAGUUCCAGCUGCAUCAUUUGCAAGUAAAAGUGCAGCAGCAGCAGCAGUUGCAGCUGCAGCAGCAGCAGCUGCAACAGUUGCAGCAACAGCAGCAGCACAUACAGGCGCAGCAGCAGGCUCAGCAGCAGCAGCAGCAGCAGCAGCAGCAGCAGCAGGCACAGCAGCAGGCUCAGCAGCAGGCUCAGCAGCAGGCUCAACAGCAGGCUCAGCAGCAGGCCCAGCAGCAGGCCCAGCAGCAGGCGCAGCAGCAGGCUCAGCAACAGGCGCAGCAGCAGGUGCAGCAGCAAGCUCACCAACAGGCGCAGCAGCAGGCACAGCAGCAGGCCCAGCAGCAGGCGCAGCAGCAGACCCAGGAGCAGCAGCAAGCACAGCCGCCGCCGCAAGCGCAACUGCAGCAACUGCAGCAGCUGCAGCAACUGCAGCAGCUGCAGAGCAAACUGCAGCAGCAGCUGCAAGGCCGCCUAGCGGGGACGGCGCAGUUUCCUCCGCAGCUGCUGCAGCAGCGGCUGCUGCAGCAGCAGAUGAUGCAGCAGCAAGUGCUGCAGCAGCGGCAGCAGCAAAUCCAGCAGCAGCUGCAGCAGAUACAGCAGCAGCAGCAGGACGGUGUGCAAAUGGCUGCUCGCCUUGCCGCUCUAAGCAGCGACAACAGCAGCAGCAGCAGCAGCAGCACCAGCACCAGCACGGCGCUGCAGCAGCUGCAGCGGGCUGCAACAGCAGGGAAUCCUGCUGCAGCAGCAGCAGCUGCUGCUGCUGCACUGCAGCAGCAGCUAGGGACACUAUCUGCUGCUCACUCGCCUGCGGGGAGUCUCCUGCGUCCUGCUGCAGCUCCUGCUGUGUCUCAGCUGCUGCCAGCAGCAGCAGCAGCAGCACAAGGAGGAGCAGCAGCACCAGCAGCAGCAGCAGUAGGGGGUCUCCUCUGUUCCCCUAACUCUACCCUCCAAGGGUCUCCUCUUCUUGCAACAGCAGCAGCAGCAGCAGCACUAUCUCUAGCAUUGCCACCAUCUGCUGCUGCUGCUGCUGCUGCGGCUGCAGCUGCUGCUGCGAAUGAUGCAGCAGCAAGCGCGCCAGCGGCAAAAGCAGCAGCAGCAUUGCCGCCUGCUGCUACAGCUGCUGCUGCUGCGCCAGCGUCUUCUGCUGCUGCACCCGCUGCUGUGGCGUCUGCUGCUGAUGACACAGCUGGCGGUGCAGCAGCAGCAGCAGCAAGAGCAGUAGCAGCAGCAAUAACAGAUCCAGCACAACAGCGGCAAGCAUCUGCUGCAGCAGCAGCAGCAGCAGCAGCUGCUGCUGCUGCUAGACAAGCGGCGGAGUGCGCAGAUGGCGAGACAGCAGCUGCUGUCGAGUCUCGUCAGCAGCGGCAGCAACAGCAGCAGCAGCAGCAAGACAUGAUACAGGGCCGGGAGCCACGCUUAGCUGCUGCUGCAGCAUGGGGCCUAACUACACAGCAACAGCAAGCACCAGCAGCAGCAGUUGCUGCUGAAGGUGCAGAUGCAGCAGCAGCAGGAGCAGCAGCGGCAGCAAGAGCAGCGCCAGCAGCGCCAGCAGCAGCAGCUGCUGCAGAUCUUCCCAAGGAUCAGCAGCAGGACAGUGCCGCAGCAACAGCAACAACAGCAGCAACAGCAGCAGCAGCAGGAGCAAGUGCUGCUGCUGCGGGGAAAGAGAGUAGCAGCUAA